GGUAUUCUGCGUUCCUACGGGAAGUGUAAAGGGACAAUUCUGUGUUAUUAGGGUGAACCACUGGCUUGCUGCUUUUCCUUGAACAUGGCAGCACAUUUGAAAAAACGAGUUUAUGAGGAAUUUUCCAAAGUUGUCCAGAUUCCCCAUGAAGAAGCUCCAACCAAGAAGCUGCGCUUGUCCAAACCCAGUAAAUCUGCAGCUCUGCACAUUGACCUCUGCAAAGCCACCAACUCCACCGAUGCGCUGCAGUACCUGCUGCAGUUUGCACGUAAACCGGUGGAGGCGGAGAGCGUGGAGGGAGUGAUCCGGAUCCUGCUGGAGCAUUACUACAAGGAGACUGAUAACUCAGUAAGGCUGAAGAUUGCAUCUCUUCUGGGUUUGCUGUCCAAAACAAACGGUUUCAGCCCUGACUGCAUUGUAGAUGACGUCAUUAACACACUUGGAAAUGAGAAGUCCCAUCAGGUUCUUGCGCAGCUGCUGGACACCUUGCUGGUGAUUGGGACCCAGCUACCUGAAAGUCCUGCAGUCAGACGGAGGCUUGUAGAAAUGGCCUGCAAGCUCCUAUCUGACACAUAUUUCGGGGUGAGGAACAAGUGUCUGCAGCUCCUGGGAUGUGUCGGCAUGGUGGACACACCUCUGGCGAAAGACAUUGAGGGACCAAGCUCAUCACUAGGAGGAGUCAGGGAAGUCCAGAACAUCAUCAGUAACUACUUCGCAGACCAGGACCCUAGAGUACGCACUGCGGCCCUCAAAGCCAUGCUGCAACUUCAUGAGAGAGGAAUGAAGAUUCAUCAGAUCAUUUACGAACAGGCCUGCAGGCUGCUGUCUGACGACUAUGAGCAGGUCCGCUCUGCUGCUGUUCAGAUGGUCUGGGUGCUCAGCCAGCUGUACCCAGAGAGCAUUGUGCCCAUCCCAUCAUCCAAUGAGGAGAUCCGGCUGGUUGACGACGCAUUUGGGAAAAUUAGUCACAUGGUCAGCGAUGGCUCCUGGAUGGUUCGGGUGCAGGCCGCCAAAACCCUGGGUUCGAUGCUGCAGGUUAGCUCUCACUUUCUGGAGCAAACGUUGGAUAAGAAGCUCAUGUCAGACCUCAGAAGAAAACGCACGGCCCACGAACGAGCCAAAGAGCUCUUUGCUUCUGGAGAGUUCUCCUCGGGCAGGAAAUGGGCUGAUGAUGCUCCCAAGGAGAAACUAGACACCAACACUGUCAACCUCAUCGCCUCGGGGGCCUGCGGUGCAUUCGUCCAUGGCCUGGAGGACGAGAUGUUUGAGGUGCGUAUCGCUGCAGUAGAGGCUCUCUGCCAGCUCGCCCGCUCGUCUCCCAGCUUUGCUGAAAAGUGUCUGGAUUUCCUCGUCGACAUGUUUAACGAUGAGAUCGAGGAAGUGAGGCUGCAGUCCAUCCAUGUGCUGAGAGAAAUCUCUACCCACAUAACGCUCAGAGAGGAUCAGCUGGACACUGUGCUUGCUGUACUGGAGGACUCGUCUCGGGACAUCAGGGAAGCUCUCCAUGAGUUGCUCUGUUACACCAAUGUCUCCACUAAGGAGUGCAUCCAGCUUGCUCUGCUGGAGCUGCUGAAGAACCUCAACAAGUACCCCACUGACCGCAACUCUGUCUGGAAAUGUUUAACGUUUCUGGGCUCCCGCCACCCAACGCUUGUGCUCCCGCUGGUUCCUGAGCUGCUCAGCACACAUCCGUAUUUUGACACACCAGAACCUGACAUGGAUGACCCAGCCUACAUUGCGGUUCUGGUUUUGGUGUUCAAUGCCGCCAAGUCGUGUCCCACCAUGCCGGCGCUGUUCUCCGACCACACCUUCAGACACUACGCCUACCUGAGGGACAGUCUGUCGCACCUCGUGCCGCCACUCAGGUUGCCGGGCAGAAAGCAGGUCUAUAGUCUAGACUCUGUGGACUCGGGCUGUGGGUCUGCUUCGGUGGAGUCUGCCAAACUCUUCCUCCAGCAGAGUCUGAACAGGAUCAGCACCAUCCAGAACCUGGAAACAACCGGAGCUCAGGACCUGCUGAACUUCACAAUACGAGAUCUGCAGCGGCUGGGCGAACUGCAGACUGAGCUUGCAGGAGCUGCUGAUUUCUGUGCUACAUACCUGCGCUGCCAGCUGCUGCUCAUGAAGGCCCUGCAGGAGAAGCUCUGGAACAUGGCCGUCCCUCUCUGCCUCAAACAAAAUGUCACCGCCACAGCUGCAGCUCAGCAGAUUUUAGAGGAAACCUACAAGCUGGAGUUCCUGUACAGCAGUUUGGAAAGCAGGCAGGUGGCUACAAUACAUCAUGUUCGCCUUCAGGCCAAAGCCCUGCAGCUGAUCCUGACGGCCCGCUCCGGACCAGGGCUGGAUCUUCUCAUCAGCAGCUGUGAGAAGUUUUUGCAGGAGAUUGAGUGUUUUCAGAGGAUGUUCCUGACAGAGCUCCCCCACCUCCAGGACAGUUUUGUGGACAAACUUUUGGAGCUAAUGCCCCGGCUCCUCUCUUGUAAGCCUGUGGAACUGGUGAAGAUUCUCCAGACGACCCUCAGACAGAGCGGUCUGCUGCAGCUCAGACUCCCUGAACAGAUCAACCGUGCAACAGCCACCAUCAUAGAGCCAACAGGGGAGUCUGAUAACCCACUGAGGUUCACUUCAGGCCUGGUGGUGGCGCUCGACAUCGAUGCCACGUUGGAACACGUCCAGGAUCCCCAGGACAAAGUGAAAGUGCAGGUCCUGUAUCCAGACGGUCAAAGUCAUGUGAUCCAUCCCAAACCUGCAGACUUUAGGAAGCCUGGACCGAACAGACACAGGCUCAUCACACAGGUUUACCUCUCACACACCGCCUGGACAGAGCCUUCACAGGUUGAGGUGCGCCUCCUGCUGGCCUACAGCUCUACUUCGUCCUCUCCCUCUUCGGCCAACAAGUCAGGUUGGAGCGACAGCAUCGACAGCCUCCCACCUGCAGAGGCCGCCGUCGAAGGAACGAUUCCGUUUAGCAAGCCUGUCAAAGUCUACAUUAUGCCUAAACCCGCACGAAGAUAACUGACCCUGAAAUCAACGAGACACGGCUUCAAAUCUGAACAGAUUUUUAAAACGCAGAUGGAGAAGUUUAAUCGCUGCAUUGGUUGGAUGUUAAAUAGUUUUUCCACUCCACAGACAAAACCCUUGGAAAAGAGAUUGAUUUUAUUUGUUGUCAAACAAGCAGAAAUACAUUCUUAUAUGAAAAACAUA
Messenger RNA from Girardinichthys multiradiatus, 3204 nucleotides. It is a transcript of the gene ints4, whose product is annotated as integrator complex subunit 4. Bases 85 to 3015 code for a protein of 976 amino acids. The transcript is spliced from 24 exons. The record is from RefSeq and is a predicted model, not a curated record. Gene Ontology annotation, biological process: snRNA processing. Lineage: Eukaryota; Metazoa; Chordata; Actinopteri; Cyprinodontiformes; Goodeidae. Gene Ontology annotation, cellular component: integrator complex.